AAUCAAACUAAAACCAACCAACUGAUUACAUCUCAAUUCUUAUCAUAAUAGCUUUCAAUUCAAACUAAUCAUCAGCUUUACUAUCUCAAUCAUGAACCCAGAGUACGAUUUCUUGUUCCAACUUUUGUUAAUUGGUGACUCUGGAGUAGGAAAAUCCUGUCUUCUCUUGAGAUUCGCUGAUGAUACAUACACUGAGAGUUACAUCUCUACUAUCGGAGUCGAUUUCAAGAUUCGUACAAUCGAGUUAGAAGGCAAGGUUGUCAAACUACAGAUCUGGGAUACUGCAGGUCAAGAACGAUUCCGAACGAUCACUUCAUCUUACUAUCGAGGUGCCCAUGGUAUCAUUGUAGUCUAUGAUGUUACUGAUCAAGAUACCUUUACGAAUGUAAAACAAUGGUUACAAGAAAUCGAUCGAUAUGCUUGUGAAGGUGUUAACAAAUUAUUAGUAGGAAACAAGAGUGAUUUAACUCAAAAGAAAGUCGUUGAAUAUACAGUUGCAAAGGAUUUUGCAGAUCAAUUAUCAAUUCCUUUCCUUGAAACUUCUGCUAAGAAUUCAACUAAUGUUGAACAAGCAUUCUUGACGAUGGCCAAACAAAUCAAAGAUCGAACUGGGUCUGCACCUGUCAAUGCUACAUCUAACAAAGCUACAUUGAAAGUAGGAUCUAGUCAGAACGUUCAACAACCACAAUCUAGUGGUUGUUGUUAAAGUUAAGACGUAAUCACUUUUAUUUGGGAAUUAAGAUGAUGAUUGGAUUUGUUCUGUGUUUGUUUGUUUUUGAAAAUCGGGCGAAAGGAUUCAAUUGUUGAAUUUUUAUAUUUUCUUUUUGUUGAGUUUGACCUAGGUAUAAUUGAUGUUUCAAAUCCACUUUCUACUUUUUUUCUUUUUCUUUUUUUCCUUUUUCCUUCUUCUUCUUUGUUUUGAUGUAUCAAUCCUAGAAGUCUACUUCUACAAACUUCUUUUGUUUUCUUUUUUUUUCAUGAUGAUUGUUGAUCUUUUUUUUCUUUUUCUUUUCAGUGUGUUGAGUUGAUAAGAAUGAUUUCUAACUUUUUGAGGGAAAAAACGUAUUUCAAAU
Molecule: messenger RNA, 1073 nt
Organism: Melampsora larici-populina 98AG31
Lineage: Eukaryota; Fungi; Basidiomycota; Pucciniomycetes; Pucciniales; Melampsoraceae
Exons: 9
Coding region: 92-706 (204 amino acids)
Molecular function (GO): GTP binding; GTPase activity
Source: RefSeq, a predicted model, not a curated record